Mesocricetus auratus (golden hamster) is the source of this 3707-nucleotide messenger RNA. It is a transcript of the gene Lif, whose product is annotated as LIF interleukin 6 family cytokine. NCBI's taxonomy places the organism in Eukaryota, Metazoa, Chordata, Mammalia, Rodentia, Cricetidae. Gene Ontology annotation, biological process: immune response. The transcript has 3 exons. The coding region runs from base 113 to 721 and encodes 202 amino acids. Gene Ontology annotation, molecular function: leukemia inhibitory factor receptor binding; cytokine activity. The record is from RefSeq and is a predicted model, not a curated record. Gene Ontology annotation, cellular component: extracellular region.
UACAACACAGGCUCCAGUAUAUAAAUCAGGCAAAUUCCCCAUUUGAGCAUGAACUUCUGAAAACGGCCUGCAUCUAAGGUCUCCUCCAAAGCCCUCUGGAGUCCAGCCCAUAAUGAAGGUCUUGGCCGCAGGUGUUGUGCCCUUAUUGCUGGUUCUGCACUGGAAACACGGGGCAGGGAGUCCCCUUCCCAUCACCCCUGUUAAUGCCACCUGUGCCACACGCCACCCAUGCCAUGGCAACCUCAUGAGCCAGAUCAAGAACCAACUGGCACAGCUGAAUGGCAGCGCCGGCCCCCUCUUCAUUUCCUAUUACACAGCUCAAGGGGAGCCGUUCCCCAACAACGUGGACAAGCUGUGUGGGCCCAACAUGACAGAUUUCCCACCUUUCCAUCCCAACGGGACAGAGAAGACCAAGUUGGUGGAGCUGUAUCGGAUAGUCGCAUACCUGAGUGCUUCCCUGGGCAACGUCACCCGGGAUCAGAGGAUCCUGAACCCCAAUGCUCUGAGCCUCCAUAGCAAGCUCAAUGCUACUGUAGACAUCAUGCGCGGCCUCCUCAGCAACGUGCUUUGCCGGCUCUGCAACAAGUACCACGUGGGCCACGUGGAUGUGACCUAUGGCCCCGACACCUCCAGCAAAGAUGUCUUCCAAAAGAAAAAGUUGGGCUGCCAGCUCCUGGGGACAUACAAGCAAGUCAUUAGUGUGGUGGCCCAGGCCUUCUAGACAGGAGGUCUCGAGUAUGCCAUGGACUGAGGGUUUUCAGGAGCAGGAUCCAGAUGUGGGGAGGGGGGCUCAAAGUGUGUUGGGGUUCAGGGCAUUGUUAAAUGCAAAGGGGGCUGCUGGCAGACCCCAGGGAUUUCCAGACACCCACUGCACUCUGUGCUGGGCCGUGAUGGAGUCCAGCACAGCUGAAACUUCAGGGCUUUCACAUAGCCCAGCACUAGCUAGAAAUGGCAAUGAAGGUGCUGGACUGGGGAGGGUAAGUUGGGUGAGAUUUCUGUCCCGCUGACUCUGUCAGCCCCUUGUUCACUAGGUAUGUGAACAAGAUACACGAAGGUCAGGGGGGUCUGCUGGCCCCUGCGGAAUGACCACCUCCUUUGAGAGACUUUGGGAGCCUUAGUUGGAAUGUGGGCAGGCCAGAGGAUCCAGAAGGGCUUCUUGUCAUUUUGAAGUUUUGUGGGUGAAGACAGAGAGGGUACACUGUGACAGAAUGUGUCUUCAGGCUUAGGGAUUGUCAUGUCAGGUGGGAGAUUCCGAAGGUCACUAGUGUUCAGGCUCUUGGGGAAGAAGAGAGGCCAUCUUCAGGUCUGGAAAGGAAGUCCCUGGAAGAGGAUGAGCCCUUCAAAGCCUGAUGGGCUCUUUCUUUUCCCUGCUGUUUCCCCUACACCCUGGCACGGUCGGGGUCUCCUGCCUGGACCUGGAGGUGGGUGUGCACAGGUGGGAAGAAGCAGGUUGCAAAUGCAGGGGGGGGUUGGUUCAGCGGGUUCCCAGAGUCCUCCCAGGGAAGGAUCUGUCCCUCUAGGAGCCAGGGAGGGAGUAAGGCAGUCAUGCUGGGGUAGUAGCAGACUGCAGGUUUCACCUGCUUUCGUUGACCCUGGAGAGCAGAUACUCCUGAACCCACAGACAGGUAGCCUAGAGUCUGAGGCCCUGGAGGUCACACAAUGGUACUUGAGGGGACCAGAGGCUGUCUUGGGUCCCUAGAGCAUGGAGAAGCAGAACUUGAGGUCAGGGUCUCGGGGAAGCUAGAGAUCCCAGAGCGGUGAAUCAGGGCUGCUGUCUAUUUAUUACUAUAUCCUAUUUAUGUUAACUUAUUGGUGCUUUAAAUGGCAACGUUAAUUCCCCGAAAUAGCAUGAGGCCCCUCACAUGGGAGUCAGGGUCAAGCCUCACCUAGUGGGGUCUGGUCUGGGAGCUGAUGGUAUUACAGGUAGGGUAAGUCUCACGGGUGAAGCCUAGAGAAGGGUUAAGAUUAGAGAGCUGGCUAGCUCCCCUGCCUCCCAUCGUGACUCACUUUGAGGGUGUCAGUGUCCCCCAGAAGGAGUUAGGCCAGUUUGUGGAGUGGCUGAUUCCUCUUUGGUCUCCAGGGGGUGGAGCGUUUGUGGCUGUUGUUGUUUUGUCCCACGGUGCUCUCUGGCGCCCCCUGGAUUCCUGCUGUGCGGUGCACCAUUCAUAACGAAAUGGAACCUUGGGCAAAGCAGAUUCCUUGUUUCUCAAAGAGCAGCUGAAAAGCACGGAGAUCUCCUGACCGGGUAUCCAGCAUGCUUCCACUCAGCGUGGAAGCUCCUCGGGUGGCCUGAACACCCACAGAAUGCAGGAAGUUGGGGCAGUGCAGGCUCUGAACUGGGCCUGAACGGCUGCCCAGUGCUCCGAAGAAGGGGAGAGCAAGGCCUGAGAGCCAGGCCUGGGACGCGGACCAGGAAGCCGUGCUCCUUGCUUCAACGCUGCCUUCCCACUCCCGCCCAUGUCUGGGCUCCCAGGCAGGGAAUCCGAUCUGAUCUCUCCUUUGUGCUGGGGCCAGGCAAGCAGAGGAACGCCCUCGAUCUGGGAGCAGGGUAGGGGGAAGGCAGCCAAGCCGGGGCAGUGACUGACUACAGUGCCUAGCUGCCUCUCAACCUCUGAGCAGGGCGGUCCUUGGCAGUUUCGCUGCGGGGCUCUGCUUCAUGCAUUUUUGCACCUUUCUUUGUCGAUCUCUAAGCACUUUACCUGGAUGGCAGGAGGGUAGCCCCUGAAGCUCUGGGUAGCACAGGCCCGGAACCAUGGGUGCCGCAAGGAGACUCACAUGUGGCAGCGACACUGUGGCCCAGCUCUCCUGCUGCUGCAUCAGGCCCAGCUCAGGACUGGCUGCCCUUCUCCAAGCUGAGAGGCAACUUGUCUAAACGCCAAGAUGAUCCCGCAGCUGGGGCCUGCUGGGUCUUGCCAUCCCUUCACGCCCCAUGGGCAUGGAUUCCCUGGGCUCAGCCCACCUGGCAGCUUUGAAGGCUCAGGGACCAAUGGACUCUUCCUCUGUGUGCACAGUCCCUGGCUCCACAUUGCAGCCACCACCUGCCUACAUCUGACUCCAGCAGUUUAGAGCCGUUUCGCAUAGCAUCCCAGAGUCAUGGAGCCUUUGGGCGAAAGAACACGCAGGCAGCUGUGCAUCUUGAUAUCUUACCCCUGCUAGUGUUGACUCCCAUCCGGCAUGAUAGGUAGUGUGCCUGGGCCAGAGGAGGAGGGAUGGGGCAUUUUGCAAUUUAUCAAGAGAGAAGCAUAGGGUCCUUUAUUUAUUAUUUAAAACUUCUAACCUGAAAGCACUGAGAGUUCACUGGUCUCCUCCCUGUCCUUGACCCUUACUCAAGCUAUCCAUCUCUGCUUUGCUGGCUCUCUGGAGCAGAUGCGGCAUGUGGGCCAGGACCCCAGAGUCUUGCUCGGGAAUGGCUUAAGAUGUGCAAUGGUAUGGCUGUCUGCUUUUGAAUGGCCCCCAGUCCUAGCCCAGGCUCUCCUCUGCUGGUUCAGCCUGUGGGACCUCAGCUGUUUCCCUUUUCCUUUUCAUUGGAAAGGACUUGGCCUUGGGUGACAAAUUCCUCUUUGAUGAAUGUACCCUGUGGGAAUGUUUCAUACUGACAGAUUAUUUUUAUUUAUUCAAUGUCAUAUUUAAAAUAUUUAUUUUUUAUACUGAAGGAGUAUCUUUUUUAAAAAGAAAAAAUGAAUUAAUAAAGUGCCCGCUCUUGUCAA